AUGUUCUUACUUUUUAAAGACCUUCAAAAGAAGUUUCAUGAUAUCAAAGAUCCGGGUAGUGAAGAUGAGCAUUUAAUAAAAUGUAUAAUGGAUUGGUGCACACAAAAUGAAAUCAGCCGUGAAAAAGCAUUCAAAGAAAUAUGUGAAAUAGCACCCGAACACACUGAAUUCGCUUGUCUACUAGGCGUACUGUAUCAUUAUGGUAUCGGCACGGACGUCGAUCUAGAAAAAAUGAUUUACUGGUACAAAAUAUCAGCAGAAUCGGGAGACUCACUCGGACAAACGCAACUUGGAUGGUGUUAUUCGGAAGCAUUUGGCAUCGUGCGUGAUACAAAACUGGCAUUUUGUUGGAAUCUAAGAUCAGCCCAAGGCGGAAAUUCUAGUGGCGCAUAUAAUCUUGCCCAUUGUUAUCGAUGGGGUGUUGGCACCGCAAUUGACUACCAAAAAUCUUUUUAUUGGUAUAAAAUAUCGGCUGAAGCGGGAAUCGUGAGCUCCCAGUUUAGUUUGGGGAGAUGUUACCGUUUUAGUUGGGGUGCCAAUAAAGACUUGCAUAAAGCUUUGUAUUGGUAUCGAAAAUCUAUUUGUAAUGGAUAUGGCACUUGGUACUUCGAAUUGGAUGAGGCAUUCAGUAAUUCCAUGUGGUGA
Ambispora leptoticha is the source of this 645-nucleotide messenger RNA. The record is from the annotation of a GenBank genome assembly. NCBI's taxonomy places the organism in Eukaryota, Fungi, Glomeromycota, Glomeromycetes, Archaeosporales, Ambisporaceae.